Messenger RNA from Serinus canaria (Common canary), 2331 nucleotides. Its product is annotated as glycerol-3-phosphate acyltransferase 3-like. Gene Ontology annotation, biological process: triglyceride biosynthetic process. The transcript has 12 exons. The record is from RefSeq and is a predicted model, not a curated record. Lineage: Eukaryota; Metazoa; Chordata; Aves; Passeriformes; Fringillidae. Gene Ontology annotation, cellular component: endoplasmic reticulum. Gene Ontology annotation, molecular function: glycerol-3-phosphate O-acyltransferase activity. Bases 220 to 1578 code for a protein of 452 amino acids.
GUGGAGUUAGGGCGGGACAAAAGGUAGAAAUUACUUUAUCAUUGAGAGUAUCAGUAGUGUCAGUCUUCAGUGAGCAACAGCCUUCUCCUAGAGACAGCUUUGGCUCUUAGAAUGUGGAAUUUUUCUUUGCCUCUGUCUCUUGAAGCUUGCUAGAUUCUCCACUACAGAUGAGCAUAUAUUCUCAGAAAGGCAGCUGGUUGGCAUUUUGGAGGGGCAAACAUGGAAGAAAAUAGAGAAGGUCAUGGCCUUGCAGAAGGCAAAAUUUUGUCUAUCUGGAUGAUUUUGUUUGUGGCGUUAGUUUUGUUGCCUUCGAUAUUUCGAGUGUCACUGGGGAUUUCUCAUUUCUAUGUGAAAAUUGUAAUUAAAAUGUUAGAGUGGGCCACCCUGCAGAUUGAGGAGGGAGUAAAAAAGCAGAAGGUGAUGGCACUUGAAAAUUUAAUCUCCACUGACUCAUUUCCUCAUGCAGGGAUCAUCCAGAGAGAUGAGACUCCCAUGGAAAAGGAGGUUGUUGGCCACUGCCAAGGAUGUUUCAGCCUUGCUGAUGUCAUGUACUUUUCCAAGAAGGGCUGUGAGGCAGUUGCAGAGGAUCAAGUGACUCGACGGUUCUCCUCUGAGGAGCUGCUGUCCUGGAAUCUCCUCAGCAGGACCAAUGCCAACCUGCACCAUGUCAGCUGGAAACUGGCUGCUGUGUGGGUCACUGGCAUCCUUAUUCGGUAUUGCCUCCUGCUGCCUUUCCGCAUCUGCUUGUCUGUUUUCAGCAUCCUGUUGUUGGUGUUAGCCACUACUGUAGUGGGACAGUUUCCAAAUGGCAGAGUUAAAGGCUGGCUGAGCAACCAGGUCCAGAUGAUAUGUGCCACCUUAGGUGUCCGAUGUCUGAGUGGCCUUGUUAAUUUCCAUAACAGGGAAAACAAACCACAGGAGGGAGGCAUCUGUGUAGCCAACCACACAUCUCCAUUGGAUGUCCUAAUCCUGGCCAGUGAUGGAUGCUAUUCCUUGGUUGGCCAGGUACAUGGAGGGCUUAUGGGACUUAUUCAAAAAUCCUGCAUGCAAACCUCUCAGCAUGUCUUAUUUGAACGCUCGGAAAUGAAAGACCGUCACCUGGUGAGGAAAAAAAUUAGAGAACACAUUGCAGAUAAGGCCAAGUUACCCAUUUUAAUUUUCCCAGAAGGCACCUGCAUUAACAACACAUCAGUAAUGAUGUUUAAGAAGGGAAGCUUUGAGGUAGGAGGAACCAUCCAUCCAGUGGCAAUCAAGUAUGACCCCCGCUUUGGAGAUGCCUUCUGGAACAGCACAAAGCAUUCCAUGAUGACCUAUGCUUUUAAUGUGUUAACCAGCUGGGCUAUUGUCUGCAAUGUGUGGUACCUGCCACCGAUGGUCAAAGAGGAAGAAGAAGAUGCUGUUCACUUUGCUGACAGAGUCAAGGCUGUCAUUGCUGCUCGGGCAGGAAUGUCUGUGCUUCCUUGGGAUGGGGGACUGAAAAGGAAAAAGGCCAAAGAGUCUUUCAAGGAAGAGCAACAGAAAAAAUAUUGCCAGAUAGUAAUAGAAAAUGGAUCUGUGGGAAAUGGAAAUGUUUGUUAAAUGCUAUUUAUUUUAUCUCAUUUUUCCAUGACUUAUCUCUACCAGAAAAUAGACUGUCUUUUUAUUAAACCAAACAUGUUUUCCUUCUGUUCCCGUAAGAUAUUUUGCAGGUGACACAGCAGGGAAACAACAAAGAAAUUUCCUUAUUUAAAGCAAAGAACUGUAAUUUUAUAAAUAGGAAAACAUAAAAUAUGCUAAUAAAGUUCUCCCUGAUGCUGAGAAGAAUCUGCAGUAAAAUUAAUUAUGUUCAUUAAAAUUCAACUUUAAAAUAUUUGCAAUACCUUGAGGACUUAAAUGCUUACUUUAAUAAAUCACUUCUGUACUGCUAGACUCUCUCAGCGACUUAGACUAGGAAUACUCCUGUGAGCCACAGUAACCAUGUUGCUCUAGAGAUAGAUCUCCUGAUGUCAGAAGACAUGAAGCAUUUCACCAAAAUAUGUUUUCUGAAUUGCAUGUUGGAGAGGAAAUGUUGCAUGUCAGAGGGAAAAAGCAGAUGUUGACUUUCUCCUCCAUGUCACAAGACCAGGGAUGGCAUGGUAGAAUAUUUUCUGCUAUGACAAAGAGCAGAACAGUGUCCAGGGCAUCAUGUCCCUGAUGUCUGGGUGUGUGAAGUUGAGGUAAAUUAAUCACAGCCAAGGACAUUGUAAUAGAAAAUAUCCUGUGUUUUUAAAUCAUAUCUUGUGGUUUUGUUAGAGUCCUUUUUGAGUCUGUUUGUAUGCAUUACACAAAUUAAAGAAAGCCUAUGAUGUGACA